Paramecium tetraurelia is the source of this 1371-nucleotide messenger RNA. RefSeq lists its product as uncharacterized. Lineage: Eukaryota; Ciliophora; Oligohymenophorea; Peniculida; Parameciidae. The record is from RefSeq and is a predicted model, not a curated record. The transcript is spliced from 7 exons.
AUGGAUUCAAUAAAGAACUUUGCCAAUUCAUUUGUAAACAGAGACCAAAAGAAUAAUACAGAAGGAAAAGUUGUUCCAUUGGAAGACAAAGACAAAGAACCGUUAUCUAUUAAACGUCCCUUGGUUAGUAUGGCUGAUGAUCUCUAGAUGGUGGCGAGUAAAGGACUCUAAAAGAUAAUUUAAUAAGUGGACAAUGCAAAGUCUGAUGUAAAAUAAGGUUUCUCUUAAUUGGAUGAUAAAUUAAAGAUGAUGUUGAAGUAGUAUACACAGUAAAUUAAUGUCUGGGCAAGAUCAAAAGUGAUAUCAUCGGUAAUCAUCGUGAUUGAGAAAUUUCGACCUACUGUCAAAGAAGGACUCAAAGAUCCUGAUAUGUGUUAGUGCGUGAAGAAUUUGGUUGAUGACACUGUUGAUGCAACUUGGCCAGAAAUAGUUGAUGAAGUCAAAUAUCAAUUAAUGUUGUAAAUGGCCGAUCCUUAUAUAGAAAUAGAGGAGAAAAAGCAAUCGAUCAUUUGUUUAUACCCCUUUGUUUGGAUUCGCAAUUGGUAUCUCUAUGCAAAUUAUCCAUUUGACAGGAGCUCAUGGAAAUAGUAUAAGACUAUAUCAUAUUGGUUUUGGUAUUUGGUCUCGGCAAUUCCAUUUUAUGGUGUUUCAGAAUACUUCUAUGUUUUUGAUUUCUUGAUGAUUGAUAAGGGUGAUGAAUACUAGUUGGCUAGUUUUAUUUUAAGUUUCAAAACGAUGUUUUUUAUUACUUAAGGAGUAAUGAAAGCAUUAAUCGGAUAUUUCAUGCUCUACGCUUGCACAACUAUGAAUUAUAUUGGUAGUACUUAAUAAGAAGAUUGCACAAGGAAGGGACCAGGAGCUAGCAUUGAAGUCUUUUCGGAAGUUGUUGGAUAGAUUGCUUAAGUAGUUCUUAUUUGGGUCGCCUUUUUCCUUUUGGGAUGUUCUAAAUAAAAAGGAAAACCUAUUUUUUAAUAUGAUGACACUCCCCCAGUUAAGGAGGGAUGCUUUGAAAGAGGUGCUCGUCUAAGGUACUUCAUGUUUUGGGACCUCUUUGCAUUGGGAGGCAGCAUCGGACUUUUUUGGUUAGUGUAUAUGACAUAGGACACUAGGCCUAAUUUUGAUAACUCAGGAGAUUUCAUUUACUUUACUGAAAUUUGUUAUGGAAUGUUGAGUUUUCCAUUUUUAAUCUUUAAUGUGCCUUUUAUAAAUGGAAGAUUGACUAGGGCCAAAGAAACUGCAUAUGAUAGAAAAGGUAACUGCGUCCCAGCUAUCGAUGGAUUAAGAAAAACCGUUAAGCCUAAAUAAGAGGAGGAUGUAAAUCUUUUGCUGAAUACUUUGACAAUUGAUGUAGGAGAAGUGUUUGAUGGUUGA